AGCUGACCCUGCUGCUAGCCAAGAGCAGGGACCCGGAGGAGCUGAAGCACGUAUGGGCAGAGUUCCGUAAGGAGGCCGGAGACAAGGUGCGCAAGCAGUUCGUCCAGUACGUCGAGCUGACCAACGAGGCCGCCCGACUCAACAACUUCAGCGACGCCUCCGAGGAGUGGGUUAAGGACUACGAAUCGGCAGAGUUCCGAAACCAGAUCCAAGAGCUGUGGCUGCAGCUGAGACCCCUGUACGAGCAGAUCCACGCCUACGUGCGUCGGCGCCUCAACGAGCAGUACGGCGACGCCGUCGUCAAGAAGGACGGCCUCAUCCCGGCGCACCUCCUGGGCAACAUGUGGUCGCAGACCUGGGGCAACGUCUACGACAUCUCCACGCCGUACCCGGGCAAGCAGCCCGUCGACGCCACCUCGGCCAUGGUCGAGAAGGGCUUCGACGCCAUCAAGAUGUUCAAGAUGUCCGAGGAGUUCUUCACAUCGCUGAACCUCAGCGCCAUGCCCGACACCUUCUGGCAGCGGUCCAUCCUGAAGAAGCCCGAGGGACGCAGUCUAAUCUGCCACGCCUCGGCUUGGGACUUCUACGAUGGCGAAGACUUCAGGAUCAAGCAGUGUACGCGGAUCACCCACCGCGACCUGAUCACCGCGCACCACGAGAUGGGGCACGUGCAGUACUACCUGCAGUACAAGCACCUGCCCAAGGUGUACAGACGGGGCGCCAACUCAGGCUUCCACGAGGCCGUCGGCGACACCAUCGCCCUGUCAGUGUCCACCCCCAAGCACUUGCGCAAGGUCGGCCUGCUGCCCGCCGACUCCAAGGACGACCCUCAGAGCGAGCUCAACUACCUGUACAACAUGGGUCUAGAGAAGAUCGCCUUCCUGCCGUUCGGCUACCUCAUGGACCUGUGGCGGUGGGACGUCUUCAAGGGCAAGACCAGCCCGGACAACUACAACUGCGAGUGGUGGAGGCUCAGGCAAGAGUACCAGGGUAUCGAAGCACCCGUCGAUCGCUCAGAGGACAACUUCGAUCCUGGCUCAAAGUACCACACCAUCGCCAGCGUGCCAUACAUCAGGUACUUCGUGAGCUACGUGAUCCAGUUCCAGUUCCACGCUGCCCUCUGUGAAAAGGCUGGCCAGUUCGACCCAAAGGACCCCGAGCGCAUGCCACUGCACCAGUGCGACAUUUACCAGAGCAAGGAGGCCGGCAACCUGUUCGGGAAAAUGCUGUCGCUGGGCUCGUCAAAGCCAUGGCCCGAGGCGAUGGAGAUCGUGACCGGACAGCGCAAGAUGGACGCCAGCGGACUCAUGGCGUACUUCAGGCCGCUCCUCAAGUGGCUCGAGGAGGAAAACAAGAAAACCGGCGAAAAGAUCGGUUGGGACGCCUCCGCCCCUCGACACGGCUGCAAAAGGACCAGCUCUGAGGCUAAGGCGGCUCCGGCUCCCGCAGCCUCGUCUGCCGCCGCUGCUCCCAGCUCGAGCCGCUGACACCUACCCCGGCGGCGAGGUGCCCGUCUCCGGACCCAGGCGCCGGUCUGCCCGCCGCCGAGCCUAGGCAUUUUCCCCUCCGCUACCUUUGAGCGGCAAGCUGUGCUUGGGUACCCCGCCCAGGACGACAACGUCGAGACUAUAGACAAGGUGGACGAUAGUGACGCGCUUCAUGCCACAGUGCCCCGAGACGAAGCCAUAGAUUGGCGAAUGAACGACCUCCUCAACAGACUGCUCGCACUUACCGAGGAUGAUCCCGGGAUUUUAUCUCACCGCGAACAAAAUUAUUUAUUAACAUCCCUGAGGAUGAGAAGGAGUUAAAUUAUUCCUGUAUUUAAAGACAAAACUAGCGAUUUUUUGAAUGGGAAAUGUCUGAGUAAUGAGUGUUUUAUUAGUGGACCAGGUGGUAAGUUACGUUAAUCAAUCGAUGUUCUAAUCUUUCUCUUUUUGGUUAAAAGGUUUAAUAAUGCCUUGCUUGGAGAGCAUUGAACAAGGUGGGAACAAUGUGAUUGACCCUUUACCAUUAUUCAACAGUAUUUCAAAAUGUUGUAUUGGUUGUCUUGUAAUAAAGAUUAUGUGCUACAAA
This is a messenger RNA of Frankliniella occidentalis (western flower thrips), 2073 nucleotides long. RefSeq names its product angiotensin-converting enzyme-like. Lineage: Eukaryota; Metazoa; Arthropoda; Insecta; Thysanoptera; Thripidae. Gene Ontology annotation, cellular component: plasma membrane. Gene Ontology annotation, molecular function: metallopeptidase activity; peptidyl-dipeptidase activity. The record is from RefSeq and is a predicted model, not a curated record. Gene Ontology annotation, biological process: proteolysis.